CUGACAGCAGAGAGCCCGAUGUGGGGCUCAAACUAACCAACUGUGAGUUCAUGACCGAAGCCAAGGAGGGACACUUAACUGACUGAGCCAUUCAGGUGACCCCAGCGAUGAACAUUUUAUUAGAAUUAUGUGCCUGGCAGGGCAAACAUAUGUUUGAUAAACAUUUGCUCUUUCCUUUUUCUUUGAAUGCACUUCCUACUUUUUGAGAUGUAAAUCCCUAUCCCCUCCUCCUUAAUUCAAAAUGGUAUAUAAGUAUCAACUGCCUGACUUUGAGUCUCAUCAUCUUUAAGUUUCUCAUAACUAAGAAGUUUUUUUUUUUGUCAUCUGACCGUGCCUUAUAUCAGUUUAAUUGAUAGGCUGGCCAAAGAAUAGAGAACAGAUGAAGGAAAAUGUUUUAUUCUUGUACACAUUCAUUCUGCUAUUAAAAACGACCUCUGUUCUUCAGAGCUAAAAUAUAAUGGGAAGACAGAGUUUGGGCAAAAGAGGAAUAAUAGCUUUAUUGUUUUGUCAGGCAGAAGAGGCUGAAGUAGGUUAAAGCCUUCAACCUUGCAAGCCCACCCAGAAGAGGCUGGGGUGGGGGGCGUUUAUAGGGAAAUACACGAUCCAUAGAUUUUGACAGGAAUUGUGUUUGUGUUGCCAGCCUUUGUCAUCAUAUUUCCAGUGUGGGCCUUGGUUCCUUAAAGAAAAAAAAAAGGGGUGGGGCGUAAGAAGGGAUAAGGAGGGGUUUCUCCAAGAGAAAAAAAAGUUACUUAGUUUAAUAGCAAGGCUUGCUGUUGGUUUCAUGCCACCAUUUUGAUUUGUUCAACUUGAUGUUUCUAAGGGGCUUCAGUUUCAGGCAGCAGGACAACUGAAGUUAGAACACUUCAUAUUUUACUGUGACAAACCAGUCAAUAUUUUCUAGGAUGGCUACAAUAAAGACAACAGGAUAACACCAAAUUUCAGUGAAAAUAAUGAAAAAUUAGAAAUCUCAUAUAUUGCUGUAAGGAGUUAGAAAAUACAUUCACUUGGGAAAACUGUUUGGCAGCGACUUGCAAAAAUAAGCUUUGCUACUGAAGGGGAGGGUUUUAUCCUUCCAAAAUGUGUCUCUUUGGCCUAAGGAUUACUUUAAAGGAACAGACAAAGGAAAAGCUGUGGACCCAGUAGAGGUUUGCUUUUGAAAGAGCCAUUUGCUUUUAUAAAGGAAAGCUUCAUUUGUGAGGGUGCCUCCCUCUUCUGCAGGGGAAAGAGGAAGAAUGUGUAAAUCUCCAGAAACUCUGGUCAGUGGAGAAGGCAUGGAUUUAAAUCUGGACAACAACCAUAGCCAUGAUACUCUUUUUUGUCUGGUCACCUCCCCAAAACCUUCCCAAUAGGAUCACUUGUGGAAUUUCAAAACAUGAUCAGAUCCGGUGCCCUCCCCCUCAGAUUCUGUCAAUUGGGGUUUGUUGAAACAAUGAUGAUGUUUUAGUUAAGUGCUCCAGGUGAUUCUAAGUGAAGCCAGGAAGAAGCACGAAGAUUUUCCAUUAAUUUAAGAGAGGUGAGUGCAGGCUUUGACUCUAGGAGAGGUACCAGGGUCUGCUCUAUGGGAGUUGCAGAGGAUCAGGUCCAUGUAACAAAGUGUGCCGAUGCUGUAGCAGCAUUUGUGGGCGUCUGUGGGAGGAGAAGUCCUGUGACAACAAGGAAGGAAAAUUCAGAGAUUAUUCUCCAAGUUGGAGCUCAAAGGUUUUGAAUAGCUCCUGAUACAAAGAACUAGGAGGUUGGGCCUUUUCUGCAUUACAAAGUCCUGCCUGCAGGCGAUCAGUUUACAGGUGGAGAGGCUGUGUUCCUGGCUUGGAAGACAUUUUCUCCUGAUACAGCUGUGAGAUCUCCAGCAAAAUCUUCGGAGAAGAAAUCUAGGGGACCAGAUGAAAGAAGAAAUGGCCAGUUCACAGGGACUGCUGACCUUCAGGGAUGUGGCCAUAGAAUUCUCCCAGGACGAAUGGGGAUGCCUGAACCAGAGUCAGCGAGAACUGUACAGGGAUGUGAUGUUAGAGACCUGUGGACACCUCCUCUUCUUGGCUAUAUCUUCACAUGGCACCCAGAACCUCCUGCCAAAACCAUGCAUAGAAACCUCUUCACAAAAUGUGUCACUGGGUACAGGGAAACAUCAUGCCUUUGAGAAUUUACACUUAAUGAUAAACUGGGACAGUAGUAGAAAGAAUGAAGUGCAUCAGAAAUUUCAUGAAGGACAUGGUCCAUUUGAGAGGACUGCCCAUAACAAGAACUUCACGGCCACAAUCAGUGAAGGACAUAAAAUAUCUUGGAAAACCGCCCUUUUUACAUCCACUAUUUGUGCAAAGCAGUGUGCAUCCGUAAGCAGAAGUUCCAAUCAAACAUGCAAACAUACAUAUUUGUGCAACGAAAAUUUGGAACAUUUGGAAAGUUACCUCGUCCACGCUGAAAACAAUGCUUUGAACCAUUGUGAAAGUGGGAUUGGAUUGACCUUUCAGUCAAAUAGUUCUAAAACUCAAAGAUUCAAAAAUGAAGAUGAAAGGCCUAGGACAUCUCAAUUUGGGAGGUGCUUCACUGAGGAGGUGACCCUACAACAUUACCAGUGCAUUUUCAGUGGAGAUACACUGGCUCAAUACAGUGGAUCUGAGACACAGUCUAACCAGGGAUCCCAUGUUAUCAAAUGUCUGAGGACUCCUCUGCAAGAAAACCAUUUUGAAUCUAAUAAAGAUGAGGAAGUCUUUUACCCAAACUCCAAAUGUACCAAUAGUAAGAGUACACAGAGGGGAGAAAUUACUUCUAAAUAUGAUGAAUGCGGGAAAGCACUGAAGCAGUCCUUCAAUAUUGCUGAUCAUGAAAGGAUUCAUGUGGGGGAGAACCCAUACACAGGUAACGAAUCUGGAAACAUGUUUAGUCAAUCAUUAAGUCUAAAUACCUGUAAGACAAGUGGUACUGGAGAGAAAAGGUACAUUUGCAAGGACUGUGGCAAAACCUUUGACAGGCACUCAACACUAUCUCAACAUCAGCAAACACAUACUGCAAAGAAAAUUGACAAAUGUGAAGAAGGUGGUCAAACCAUUAAGGAUGGGUCAUCACUUCACGCACACAGUCAAAUCCACACUGCACAGAAACCUUACAAAUGUCAAGAAUGUGGCAAGGCCUUUAACCAGCAAUCAUCCCUUACUCAGCAUCACAGAAUCCACACUGGAGAGAAACCUCACAAAUGUCAAGAAUGUGGCAAGGUCUUUAGCCAGCAAUCAUCCCUUAGUCAACAUCACAGAACGCAUACUGGAGAGAAACCUCACAAAUGUCAAGAAUGUGGUAAGUCCUUUAAAUGGCACUCAUACCUUAAUCAACAUCACAGAAUUCAUACUGGAGAGAAACCUUACCAAUGUCAAGAAUGUGGCAAGGCCUUUAGCCAGCAAUCAUCCCUUACUCAGCAUCACAGAAUGCAUACUGGAGAGAAACCUUACAAAUGUCAAGAAUGUGGCAAGGCCUUUAGCCGGCAGUCAUCCCUGAGUAAGCAUCAUAGAGUGCAUACUGGAGAGAAACCUUACCAAUGUCAAGAAUGUGGCAAGGUCUUUAGCCAGCAAUCGUGCCUUAGACAGCAUCACAGAAUGCAUACUGGAGAGAAACCUCACAAAUGUCAAGAGUGUGGCAAGGCCUUUAGCCAGCAAUCAUCCCUUAUUCAACAUCAUAGAAUGCAUACUGGACAGAAACCUUACCAAUGUCAAGAAUGUGGAAAAGCCUUUACCCGUUCCUCACUACUCACUCAACAUCACAGAAUUCAUACUGGAGAGAAACCUCACAAAUGUCAAGACUGUGGCAAGGCCUUUAGUGAAUACUCAACCCUGACUCGGCAUCACAGAAUCCAUACUGGGGAGAAACCUUACCAAUGUCAAGAAUGUGGCAAGUCCUUUAUCCAAAACUCACACCUUAGUAAACAUCACAGAACUCAUACUGGAGAAAAAACCUUACAAAUGUCAAAUGUGGCUAGGCCUUUAAGGUGUAUUCACAGUUUACUUGACAUGAGAGAAUUCAUGCCAGAGAGAAACCAUACAAAUGUCAAGAAUGUGGCAAGGCCUUGAGUGAAUACUCAAUCCUUACUCGACAUCACAGAAUUCAUACCGGACAGAAAUCUUACCAAUGUAACAAAUGCAGCAAAACCUUGUUUUCUGUUCUAGCCUUAUUCUGCAUCACAGAAUCCAUACUGGAGGGAAAGCUUACCAAUGUCAAGAAUGUGGCAAGGCCUUUAGGUUGCAGUCACCCUUAUUGACCAUCACAGAAUUCAUACUGGAGAGAAAGCUUACCAUAUAAGGCAUGUGGCAAGGCCUUUACCAAACACUCAAAACUUACUCGACAUGACAAAAUUCAUACUUGAGAGAUCCUUACCAAUGCAACGAAUGUGCAAAAGGUUUUAAUCACCAACCACCCUUUAUUCAAUAUCACACAAAUCAUCUUGGAGCAAACGUUUAAGACUGAGAGAACUUCUUUUUAUUUUAAAAAAUUUUUUUCUUAGAAUGAGUAGGAGGGAGCAGAGAGAGAGACACGCAGUAUCAAAAGUAGGUUCCAGGCUUCAAGCUGUCGGCACAGAUAGCUCGGAGCCUGAGACAGUGUUCAAACCUACAAGUCGCGAUAUCAUGACCUGAGGUGAAGUUGGAUGCUUCACCGACUGAGCUACCCAGGAGCCCCAAGACUGUGAGAGAACUUUUAAGGACUGCUCAAUGCUACUCCACAUCACAGAAUCCACAUUGAAGAUUAAUGAUACACAAGUAAACUAUGUGGCAAGAGUUUAACCAAUGCUGAUCCCUGAUUUCUUGUCAGAGAAUGUGUUAUAGAGAUGAUUUUACACAUAGAAAGAAUCUGGAAAGCCCUUUAAUGGUGCUUAAGCCUCAUUCCACACCACCAACUUCAUACUUGAGAGAAACUUUAUAAUUGUAGAGAACGUGGUGAAACGUUUCACAUGGCUGAAGCCUUACUCACCAUCACAUUGUUCAUACAUAGGAGGAACAUUGCAAAUGUGAUGAAUGUGGCAAACCCCUAGGUGGAAGUCCUAGCUUAUUCAACAUCAUAGUUCCCAUAUCAGAGGAAAUCUCUAAAAUGUAAAGAGAAUGACAAAGCUUUCAUCUGGAAUUCAAUGUUUAUUCAAUAUCUCCAAAUGCAUGUUGAGUUGAAACCAUACAAACCUAAUGCAUGAGGAAAGCCCUUCUUCAUAAAUAUGCCAUUUGGAAAACAGCAGAGAGUACCAAAAGGAAAGUAAGUUGAAAGAAGUAUUUAAAAAUAUAUUUAACUGAACAUAACAUGUCAACACGUGUCACAGGAUUCACAGCAGAAAGCAAUAAGUCAGUGUGUUCAGACAUUACAUCAAAAUACUUAUUAUAAGGAAUAAUACAAAGUUAAACAUUUAGAUAAUGUAUAUGCUAUUACGCUUUAAAUGAUAAAAGGGAUGGAGUUUUGCAUAGGUAUAAUCUCAAUAUUUUUACAUUAACCUUAUUUAAGAUUUGUUACUAGUAAACAUUAAUAUACUUCUUAUUCUCAAAUCACUUCAGAAAAUUCAUUUACUCCUAGUGGGUGUUUGAAUGUAUGUGGCUGAGUGUUGCUACAUCAGUGAUAUGAGUUCCCUUCUUUCUUAGGUGGGACUCAUACAUAUGUAAUUUUCCAUGGAAGGUGAAGGAGAAGAGUUGAAUAAAAUCUAUAUGGAGAUACUUUCUGUGCCUCUAACCUUGUUGUAAUUAUCAUGAAAGAGGUGUUCAGGACACCGUUGUCCAUUUAUUUCAACUAAAAGUGUGUAUUACAAAUAACAUGUUGUACUAAUUAGUCUUUAAGGAAAAAGAGGGUCAGUCCACUGAAAAACGUGAAGCAGCUUCAUGAUAGCAAUAGCUACAAGUACAGAAUAUCGACUGAUAUGAUUGAAAGGAAGAAAUCUUCACAGAUAUCAGAAAGAGUAUAGCAAAACCUUCCUAAAACGGCUAGGAUUUUACAUUCACAUUUUUGAAGAGUCAACUCAGGCCUGGAAUAAGUUCAGUAGGCAAAAUUAAGCUGUACAUAACUUAAAAUAGACUGUCAUGUCUUCUGAAUCCUCAUGGUAACCACUGAGCAAAACUGGUAAUUGAUACCCAAAAGAAAAAGAGGAAAGAAUCAGGGUUUACUAUUCUUGAGACUCAUCAGAUCACAAAGGUAAAGAGAAAAUGGAUAAGGAUGGGAGGAAGAAUUCUAAAGUAGCAAGAAUACCAUGAAAAGAAUGACAACAGAAACUCCUUGCCUGUAUCAAUACUUCCUUUAAAUAUAAAGGGAUUAAAUUCCCCAAUCAAAAGAUAGACAUUGGCUGAAUGGAAAGGAAUCCAAGAUUCAGUGCUAUGCUGCCUUCAUGAGACUCACAUCAGCUCUCAGAACACACUCAGCCUGAAAGGGCAGAUAUUCAAAACGAUAUUGCAUACAAUCAGAAACCAAAAGAAAUGGGGUAGCUAUGCUUCAGACAAAAUAGUCUUGAGUGCAAGGACUAUAAUAAGACAUGGCAAAGGUCAGUAUUAAACAAAGGGGUCAGUUUGUGCAGGGUUUUUAGUUAAUGUUUGGCAUUUAGUUUUGUUUGGCAGAAGGCAAUAAAGUUUGCUCCCGUUUUGGUUUUGGAGGACAAUAAUAGUAUGGUUUUUUAACUCAUGUACUGACCACAUUGAAAAGAAACACCUUUUCCCAUAAGUGUUGGUGGUGUUUGUGCAGAUGCCUGAAUUGUAGUUUGUGUAAUGUUUCUGAACAUCUGUAUCUUAUGACUCCUCGAAAUGGCUACUUGAUUUUCAAAAACCGAUUGCUCUGUUUAGAGGGUUGCGGGGGAAAAAAAAAGAAGGCUAAAUGACAAGUUGGAAAGGCUAAUACUUCAAGAUUUUGAUGUGUGUGGGAAAAUACUGUUGCAAUGAAAUCUUGGUAAUUUACUGCAAAAGCAGCCAAUAGUUGAUCGAAACCAACUUGUACAGGCUAAUACAUCUUUCCCAGAGUAUUCACUUUUUGAACAUUGUACUAUUAUACCUUGCAAUUAUUUUCACUCACAUAUUAUUUAAUUUUCAUUGUUAUCUGCUCUUUUAAGCCAUCAAGCAAGUUAUCUUUUGUUUCAGGCAGGGUACCAUAAUACCUCACAGUAAGAUUUCUGAUAUUUCUGGGCAGUUGUUUGUGUACAUUUGCAAUGAUGGGUUUUUUAUGGAUCACUGUGUCAAUAUAGUGGAUUUAUUUAAGUUGAGUUCUUUCUGAAAUGUGCAUCUUCCCAUAAGGUAACUCUGCAUUUAAUUUACUUUGUUCACACUUGGGUCACACUUUUUAGACUACCCUAUAUGUGACUAAAGUUUUUAUACAUUCUAUGUCUAUUUACUACAUAGAAGACAUUCACUCCUUUAAUGUAGGAGAAAGAUAGCUAUCCCAUGUACUUAGGAUUUGUUUGUGUUGCAUUACAGCUGUAGGUUUGUAUAUGUGUGUAGCAUUUGUAUUGACAAAACAUUUAGUUGUGUGUUGCUUUUUGUUCCAUGAGUUACAUAAUACUCUUAUUGUGCAUUGAAUUGUUGUGUUGAUUUGGCCACAUUUGGGUACAUACGCAUCACUUUUUAAAAUCAUUUUCUUUUAUAGAGAUAUAGUAAACGUUUAUAGUUUUUUGAAAUAAAUAUAAGCUGCUUUUGCUAAGAACAAAACUGAAAAAAUAAAGGAGUCAAUUCCACCAAAG
Leopardus geoffroyi (Geoffroy's cat) is the source of this 7666-nucleotide messenger RNA. RefSeq names its product zinc finger protein 345-like. Gene Ontology annotation, molecular function: DNA-binding transcription repressor activity, RNA polymerase II-specific; RNA polymerase II cis-regulatory region sequence-specific DNA binding. Gene Ontology annotation, biological process: negative regulation of transcription by RNA polymerase II. The record is from RefSeq and is a predicted model, not a curated record. Lineage: Eukaryota; Metazoa; Chordata; Mammalia; Carnivora; Felidae. The coding region runs from base 1881 to 4052 and encodes 723 amino acids. The transcript has 3 exons.